AUGAUGAGAUAUGACAGAAAACGACUACAUGGAGUUGCAAUUGCAAUAAAACGUGAUCCCAAGCUGAGAGUCAUACAGAUCUCCCAAAUCAGCCCUCGUAUGAUGUGGAUUGAUCUGCAGUAUGUAGGAUUUAACACCCGAGUUUACUGUCUCUAUGCACCUACAAAUUGCCCAACAACACCUGGGAACGAUAAUCAAAGAUCAGAGUUUUGGAGAAGCUUACAAAAGGAAGUAGAUCUAGUACCUGGAAAGACCGAACAACUUUUUCUUGGGUAUCUAAAUGCGACUACUACUCUCGUUAAACAUCUUCGACCUACACACUAUGGUCGGAAUAAGAAUUAUAGCAGCAACUUCGAGUUUAAUGACAAUGGCGAAGCAAUGACAAGCUUUUGUGUAAAGAACUCACUGGGAAUGCUCAAUACAUACUUCAAGCAUAAACAAUCUCAUUUAUUGACGUUUCAUAGUAAUGACGGACAUACAACCUCUAAGACCCUAGAUUAUGCCUUGGCUACACAAACACUCGCCUCGUUCUGUCUUGAUUGUACAGUAAAAAACAACUACUUGGCUGAAACCACUCUUAAUAGUGACCACAGACGUCUUAUUCAACGAUGGGCUAUUCCUUUUCGUAAAAAAGACAGACAGAAACGAACCCCUCAUGUGAGAAGACCAAUGAUAGAUUACAGUAGUCUAAAAGAUCCUGCCAUACAUCAGAGAUUUCUUGAGAAAUUAGUCAAAGUGAAGGAGCUAAAUCAAGACCACCCAGAUACUAACAACCAAGUAGCAGUAAUAACAGACGAACUUACUGAUACAGCUGAGAAAAAAAUGGAUAUGCAAAUCUACCAUGGCGAGUUGAUGAGGAAUUUUUAA
Molecule: messenger RNA, 867 nt
Organism: Actinia tenebrosa (Australian red waratah sea anemone)
Lineage: Eukaryota; Metazoa; Cnidaria; Anthozoa; Actiniaria; Actiniidae
Source: RefSeq, a predicted model, not a curated record